Cryptotermes secundus is the source of this 5949-nucleotide messenger RNA. RefSeq names its product DENN domain-containing protein 5B (gene pns). NCBI's taxonomy places the organism in Eukaryota, Metazoa, Arthropoda, Insecta, Blattodea, Kalotermitidae. The transcript is spliced from 23 exons. Gene Ontology annotation, molecular function: guanyl-nucleotide exchange factor activity; small GTPase binding. The record is from RefSeq and is a predicted model, not a curated record. The coding region runs from base 537 to 4529 and encodes 1330 amino acids.
AACUCAGUGCUGCUUUGUCCACCAUAAAUCUCACAUGGACUACCAUCGAACUAAUUAAAGGAGUCUGCAGUAAGAAUCCAGCAACAAACUGCCCCAGCUGAGGCAUGGAACAUCUAAUACCAGAGCAGAAAUUUAGUAGUAACGAGUUUAUAGGUGCUUCAAAACCAUAGUUAUUCACGCAGAAAACUGUUUAUGUUACUGUUUACAAGAAAUAAGUAUAAACGUGUUUCAUUGAAGUAUGAACCCCUGUUGCAAUAGAGUAAUAUAAUCUUGACCAAUUGCUGAAAGACCGAUUCCUGCUAUACCGACUGAUACGAAUUGGUUGUGUUUAAUAUUUGAGAAUUUAUUCAAAAGAUGUCGCAUUCAUCGGCGUUCAUUAAAGAGUCAAUUCUCAAUUGCGACCGAUUCCGAUCUGUCAGGUCAGCUGUAAUCCCGAGCAAAAGGGAAAGCAGUGCAAAGUACAAAAUGGUUUUAUGUGGGAUUGCUUCCCGAUGUAAGAGCAAGUGUCGUACUUUUGAGUGAGGUGGAUUGUGUUUAUGUUUAGAAUGAAUAUAUCAGUCUCUUCCGGAACUGAUAGAUUCGUGGAUUACUUUGUAAUUUGUGGCUUGGAUCUGAGUUCAGGACUCGAGCCAGAUCGGUUUGCUGGUGACAACUUGGAGUCGACACCUCUGGAUCGUUCAUACAAGUGCCAGGUGCUGGGACACUACCCAGACGCUGUGCUUUGGAACCCAUUUGACAAGAAUGCAGUUGGCAUGUUAUGCCUGCCGCAUGGCCUUCAGUUCCGCACCCAGAAACACUCCCUGGAGCCACAGUUCCAUAGCUUUGUCAUCACACGAGAGGAUGGGCACCGCAGCUAUGGCUUCAGUUAUGUAUUCUAUGAGGAGAUUAACAACAGAAAAAUCUGCUCGGCAAUGCAAACUCUCCAGGCAAUGCAUCUCACAGAGCUCUCGAGCAAUCAGGUUGGUCGCAGUGGUCGACGAGGUCACUCAGCUGGGCUGGGGCAUGAUGCACACAACACACGCUCACUUCCACGCCACUUCAAACUGUCAACUCACCAACAGGGGGCGGCACAGAGCUACUAUGAUGCAGCUAAGGAUACACUGUACGUCAGUAAAAGCAUAGCACUAAUAUGCCAGCUGCCGUACGUGUAUGCUGCAUGCAAGUACCUGAGAGGUCUGCACAGGCUGGUGUCCACGUCUAGUCCAGGACAACUCAGCAUUGAGAGUUACAUACAUAACUUGCUGUAUGAAGUUCCAGUUCCGCAGCCUGGACGUACUGUGUGCUUCUCCUGCCCUCUGGCAGACAGUGUGGUUAUUCAGAGGCCUGGCUCCAUUGAGGAACUGCCACUGUUUGACUUCUCACUGCGGGAGUUGUUCACCCUGCUGGGAGUGGACUGCCUCACACAGCUGUUCACAUGUGUCCUUCUGGAGCACCAAGUCCUAUUAUGUUCCUCAGAUUACCACCGCCUGAUGCUAGUGGCUGAGUCAGUGACGGCAUUGCUGUUUCCAUUCUCGUGGCAGCAUGUGUACGUUCCCAUCUUGCCUGCCUCACUGCAACACUUCCUCGAUGCGCCUGUACCAUUUGUAAUGGGCCUCCACAGCUGUAGUGAAUCACAGCUCAAGAUUGCAAGUGAGGCCAACUUGUGCUAUGUGGACAUUGAUAGCCAAACCAUCCAGUUACCGGAAGAGCUGCCAAGCUUCCCCCAGCAUGCAGAGUUUGUGGGCGAGUUAAGAGAACUGCUUAUGAAACACACAGUGAGCAGUGGACAGUCAGUGAGGAACCUCAAUGAACGCAUAGUGCCACAUGCCAGUAGCAAUAUGACCUCCAGCUGCACACUACCAGGUGGCUUUGGUCAACUAAUGCGUCGCAAACACUCCUGGUCACACAACUCAGAUGCAGGCAUGUCAGAUGCUCUACAGCGAAUCGUUGCCAUUGUUGAGCGUACAGGUGUCUCGCUGGAUGAUAGUGGUCAAGUGAAUGGUACUGAAUGUAAGCUCUCAGAGCAUGAACAGUAUGUUGAAGAUCUGAGGUUCAACAAUGCUGUGCGGGAAGUGUUCCUGAACCGAUUUGUAUAUAUAUUUUCAGCUUAUGAGCAUUUUGUGAUACAACCCAACCAGGACAAGGAACAGUGGCUGAAUAACAGAGACACGAUGCAGAACUUUGACAAGGCCACAUUCCUGUCUGACCAACCUGAGCAGCAUUUGCCAUUCCUGUCACGAUUCAUUGAGAGCCAAAUGUUUGCCACACUGAUUGACAACAAGAUCAUGGCCAGCUGGAGUGAGAUGGAGCCAAACUUGCGUGUGUUUGACCGAAGGAUACGCCUCCUCAGAAAGCGGUUUGGGGAGGCAUUGGUACGCACACCAGGCUAUGAGCCCUGCACUACCAUUAGGGACACAGAAUUACUGUUGGAGAAGCGUCUGGCAUCAGUGGACAUUGUGGUGGCCAGCCCUCAGGAAGUCUUGCAGACUGCUGGUCCACAGCAGCACUCAGGUGUAUUCCCUUUGCUGGACCCAGUUGCUCUUAAUAAGGAGCCUGUUCACAGAUCUCAAAAACGUAAAACUAUGCAGUGGCGCACUGGUCAUCAUUGUCACCAUCACCAGAACAUAGAGCAGCAUGAACCAGUAGAUGGUGAGAGAACAGCCGACACUGUGGGAUUACUACAGAGGGUCAGCAGCACAGGGAUCAGUUUGCGGCAGCCCAAGUUGAGAAACGACAUGAGUCCUGCACGGGUAGCACAGACCAACUGGACCUUUGUGGAGACAUUGUUAAAGGACUGCAAGAGCAAGACAAAACGUAUGUUGGUGGAAAAAAUGGGAACUGAAGCUGUGGAACUUGGGCAUGGUAGUGGGGAGAGUUCACUGGAAGGAGUGGAAGAAAAUACACUCAUUGCAAGCUUGUGUGACCUUCUGGAGCGGAUUUGGUCACAUGGACUGCAGAAAAAACAGGGAAAGUCAGCCCUCUGGUCUCACCUCACCAACUACCAGGAACUCAAGGAAUGUGACGACACUUCAAAACCCAUUGAUCCCAACUUCUUGACUCCUGUCCUCGCGUGGUGUGUGCUCCGGAAGAGACUUGACUAUCUGUCUUCAAUGGCAUUGGAGACGGACCUGUCACCUUCCAGUCAGCGUCAUGGUCGAGAAGGACACAAAUUGCCAGAGGGCAGGUCACAAAUUAGUAGCAGCCCUGCCUCUUUGCCUCCUAAUUCAGAGCAGCCAAAUCUGCGUCCCCUGCCUGUGUCACUGACCGCUGACAUGAGGAAUGUGCAGGCAAUGACAGACAUCAAGACACACAUUGGCUAUGCAAGAGCAUGGGUGCGACUGUCACUGGAGAAGAAACUCCUGUCCAGGCACCUUCGCACUCUACUUUCUGAUUCUGCAUUGCUCAGGAGCCAGUACAAGCGCUAUGCAUUCCUCCGCUGCGAGGAUGAGAAGGAGCAGUUUCUCUACCACCUGCUGACUCUGAAUGCUGUCGACUACUUCUGCUUUACCAACACUUACACUGGCACCAAGCUACCUUACCGUGUGGUGAUAUUCCCCUCCAGAAAAACAAGUGCUGCCACCACCUCGGCUAAUUCAUGGGUUGCAGUAUCAGGUACACUUGGUGAAACGUCCCCAGUGCCAAUCCCUCGUGGGGCCCUGGAGUUUUUAUUUCGUCACAAGAACCUGGGCAUCCUCACAACGCUGAGGAUUGGACAUGACAACUCUGGGCCUUCCCCUAAGUGGAUGGUGGAACACGUAGUUGUGCGCAAUGAAGUCACUGGACACACAUACAAGUUCCCUUGUGGCCGGUGGCUGGGACGAGGCAUUGAUGACGACUCAACAGAGCGCCUUCUGGUUGGUGAGCUGGUGCCUCGUGAUGUGGACAGUGAUGAGCUUGUAGAGACAUGUCGCACACCCCCACCUCGUUGCCACAGCCCCAGUGUGCCUCGCAGAUCACAAGAUGCUCGCCCUUCUCUGGCAGAAAUCCAACACAUGCUGGGUGAUGCAGUGAAUAGCAUUGUCAAGUUAUUGUAUCAUCGCAAGCACGAUAAGGAACGUAGCACCCUAACACUGCUCCUGUGUGGGGAGACAGGCCUUGUGUAUUGUCUGGAGCAGGCAUUCCUUACAGGCUUCAAGUCAACCCGCCUCUUUGGACGCAAUCUUUACCUCUGGGACUACUUCUUGCGUGCCAAGGAACAGUUUGAAGCCACCCUCCUGGAUUCAGAUGGAGACAUGACCCCACAUCCUUCAGAGAAGCAAAUACUGCAUUGCUACUGCAAUCUGGUCAACCAGAUUGGAAGCACAAGUCACACUCUUGGCAAAGAUGGGAAGUUCCAGUUGUUUGUAUGCCUAUGUGCCAGAGAACACCUGCUGUCACGAAUGUUGACACCCCUGUCUUUAUGCUGUGUGACACUUGAGAUGUACGAGGAGCAGUCUUUCCUCCGCAGCCCAACACUGCUGACUUUCCUGCGACAGAUUCUUGAGUCACUGGAUGAGUUUGACAUUGUGCUGGAAAAUUCACUCACUCAAGGAAUUGGAGGAACCCACUAGGCUCAUCCUGUCAGCUGCUGUCUUUCUAUGCCAUGGACAUAAUACUCAUUGCUGUCUUAUGUUAUGUAACACUGUGUAGUCUGUUGAAAGUUAACCGACAUUUCAGAGGAACAUGCAUUAGGUAGUAAGCAGAGCAGACUUGCUUAGUUUAUUCUUCAGUUCUGAAGAUGGAGACGACAUGUCCCUAUGAAACAUGGAUCGACUUUUACUGGAUAACAGCAUUAUAUCUCAGAAGAUAGAAAUCUUCAUAACUACCAGUGUGAGAACCUCAAGUCCUAUAUAAUACUCAUUACUCAUUACUUGACGUGGGGCCUUUGUGUGGCGUGUUCAUGCAGGUGGUGCUUGUGACAGCCUCUGCGGUUAUCUGUGCUAUAUGACGAACAUUUGCAAAGCCCAAGAUGAUAUUUCUGCACUUUUACAGACAGGCCUACACACCUGCUUUGCAGGGUUUGUGUUUUCAGCUGUGAAGAAGGUCUGUUGUGCAUGUUUGUAUACAUUUACUGGAGCAUGACUCCUGUUGAUCUCUUAGCAGUAAGAACAGUGAAGAGCAUGAGGCAGACACACAAUCCUGUAUCUCAUUUGACAAAUGCUGCAAGAUUUCAUGUAAUUUGUUUCCUGUAGCUGAUUUAAGAUGUACAUUCAGGGAAUUUCUUAAAAAUAGUCGAAUUCAUCAGAAAAUACACUAUAAAAGGACAUUAUGCAGUUACAUGUUGCCAGGUUUAAAUAUGAAUUUGAGUUUCAUGGUCACAGUUCUCGUUAGCUAGCAAAUUAUAAGCAGUUACCCAGGCUGAACUCUUGCAGUUGCCAUGCCAGUUCAGUUCAGCAUAUGAACAGGUGACCGAGUGUGAAGAUAACUUCAUACACACUUGUCAUUUGAUUUCUUGCAGCAUGCAACAUGUAAUUCAGCUUUCAGGGUUUAGUCUUGUAUGUUGAAGCCGUUUCAUCAUGAAGAUGGCAAGUGCAGUACACACUGAAAUGCUGGAACAGCGACAACAUAUGAUGUGGCUGAACCUCAAAAGCCAGAAUUCCAUAUAUUUUUAUGCAUAAUUAAUGUGUGACGUAUGUAGGUCAUCUCCACAUAUAAACACAAUUACUGCAGAUCUGUGUGUGUUGUGUGUCUGCAUCACACUGUCAUGCUCUGACUCUGUUUUUGUUCCUUGCUAAGUUCCAUACCAAAGAUGUGUGUGUGAGAGUGUGAGUGUGCAUGUGUGGUUGCAGUUAUGCUCAGCGGGUUGUUAUCUGCUGCAGCAAAGAUAUCAGAUGCUACCCCAGAGAGCUUGGAAAGUUUUUAUGUUCUUAUGCAUCUUGUAAAUGCACAGAUUAUGAUAUUUUGUCAUACAAGCUGUGGCCACAUGGGUAUGUAAUGUGAAGGUGGUGUUACCAGUCUGAUAAGUGACAAAAUAAAAAAGAUUCAAAACAA